UGCCUCGUGGGUGCAUGCGCAGCGGCCCCCACGGUAAAUAGGGCAGUUUUUAGGCCAGCGUGAGACCUCGAGGUCGGAAGAUAACUGUCGCUGCCGCCUUGCCUUCGCCUCGUCCACGCCCGAGCCGGGUCACAGGCUCCUGAGCUCUUUCUGCUCCCCGUCGUCGGCUUCCCUCCGCGGCGCGACUCUCAGGGCCAAAAUGAGUCUGUUUGGAACAACCUCGGGUUUUGGAACCAGUGGGACUAGCAUGUUUGGCAGCACAACCACAGAUAAUCACAACCCUAUGAAGGAUAUUGAAGUAACAUCCUCUCCUGACGAUAGCAUUGGUUGUCUAUCUUUUAGCCCACCCACCUUGCCGGGGAACUUUCUCAUUGCAGGAUCGUGGGCUAACGAUGUUCGCUGUUGGGAAGUUCAGGAUAGUGGACAGACUAUUCCAAAAGCUCAGCAGAUGCACACUGGGCCCGUGCUUGAUGUCUGCUGGAGUGAUGAUGGGAGCAAAGUAUUUACAGCAUCAUGUGAUAAAACUGCCAAAAUGUGGGACCUCAACAGUAACCAGGCGAUACAGAUUGCACAGCAUGAUGCUCCUGUUAAAACCAUACAUUGGAUCAAAGCACCAAACUACAGCUGUGUGAUGACGGGGAGCUGGGAUAAGACGUUGAAGUUUUGGGAUACACGGUCAUCAAAUCCUAUGAUGGUUUUGCAGCUCCCUGAAAGGUGUUACUGUGCUGACGUGAUAUACCCUAUGGCCGUGGUGGCAACUGCAGAGAGGGGCCUGAUUGUCUAUCAGCUGGAGAAUCAGCCCUCUGAAUUCAGGAGGAUAGAAUCGCCGCUGAAACACCAGCAUCGGUGUGUGGCCAUUUUUAAAGACAAACAGAACAAGCCGACCGGUUUCGCCCUGGGGAGCAUCGAGGGGAGAGUCGCCAUUCACUACAUCAACCCUCCGAACCCCGCCAAAGAUAACUUCACCUUCAAGUGUCAUCGCUCUAACGGGACCAACACGUCCGCUCCGCAGGACAUCUACGCGGUAAACGGGAUCGCAUUCCAUCCUGUUCACGGCACCCUUGCAACCGUGGGGUCUGAUGGUAGAUUCAGCUUCUGGGACAAAGAUGCCAGAACAAAACUCAAAACUUCGGAGCAGUUAGACCAGCCAAUAUCGGCUUGCUGCUUCAAUCACAACGGAAACAUAUUUGCCUACGCUUCCAGCUACGACUGGUCAAAGGGACAUGAAUUUUAUAAUCCCCAGAAGAAAAAUUACAUUUUCCUGCGUAACGCAGCUGAGGAGCUAAAACCCCGGAAUAAGAAAUAGUGGCUGGAGCCCUGUGGGUCGUCCAGAGUGUUCUCUCCACUCUGCUUCGUCUGUGUGUGAACUUGGGUCCCAGCUUCGGUGGGUUGUCAGCCAUGAAUGUGGAUUUCAACCCCUGGAGGAAACAGUGUCGUCGUCCAGCAGUCAGGAGCCCAGCAGCUGCAGGGACUGCCCGUCUCCACUGCCGGCUGCAGCGUCCUCUGUCGCUGGAAGGGACAGAUUAUCACGGAAGUUCUUAGGUUCAUGUGGGCAGCCGCCAGGGAUUUUGCGGUCUUCGCUCAGCAGUGUGUGUGUUGGGGAACACUGGGCAGCGUCCUGAGAGCCUGUACUGUAUUUUAUAAUAAAGUAUUUUGAAGAUCACCUAAGCUCCCUUUGUGCGUCUCCUCUGCUCCGCCCCCCCCCCCCCCCCCGAAGCUCUGAGUGGCGGUCCUGCUCGGUGUCAUUUUGGGCUUUGACUGGUGGUUGCAGAGGCCCUUUGCACGUGCAGGGGUCUUUCCCCCCACCCCCGCUCCGGCCGGGAGAGCGGGGUCCCCGGCUGGGCCGCGGCCCUGGAGCAGUGGGGGGCAGAGUUUGAGCGUGUCUUGCCUUUGCUCUCUGCGUUCCCGUUUUUGACCUCCCCAUCUGUUCAGCUCUGCUGGGCGGAUGUCCUGGUGGCCAGAACAGAGUGUCCCUGCUCUGAGGGACAGGCCUCUGGGAGCAAAGCCCGGUGAGGGACACUCAUGUGGCCUUCAGGUUAGAACCCCAAGUAGAAGCCCUUUCCUCCCACCCCGCCCCCCACCAUAGUUCAGGGGUGUAGCUUUGUGAUUUUGUGGAAUUCAGAAUUUCUGAGGAGUGUCCAUAAUGACAAUCUUUUGUCUUUGACCCUGUGGUUCCAAAUGCUUCUUUUGCGUGACUCUUUGGGGCUGAUAUGUAAGCUGACUUGCCGAGUGUGGCAAUCUGGUGUUGAUAGUGCUGUAAGAUGUUUCCCUACUCAUAAAAGACAAAAUAAAGUUUUCUACUGCAAG
This is a messenger RNA of Sus scrofa (pig), 2307 nucleotides long. It is a transcript of the gene RAE1, whose product is annotated as ribonucleic acid export 1. Gene Ontology annotation, molecular function: protein binding. The record is from RefSeq and is a predicted model, not a curated record. Lineage: Eukaryota; Metazoa; Chordata; Mammalia; Artiodactyla; Suidae.